AAAUAAAAUAUUAAUUACUCCCUUAUUAAAAAAUAAAAAGUUUUUUUAAAUAAAAAUGUAGUCUAUAUUUAAGGGAAGAAAUAUUAAUUUGUUGGAUCAAAGAUUAAAAUCGUGAUUUGGCCGUAGAAACAAACAUAAAAACAAAUGAGAAGGAUAUUACUACUAAUUCGGAGAAAUCUAAUAUUUCCCCUGAAAAAGGGCAACGAAUCAAGUAAUUGUGGAUAAAGUAUAGCCAACCACCAACUAUUUCCCUCUCCGACAGCAACUCUAAAUCGAUUGUAACCAAAGAAAAACAUUUAAUAUCAAAAAUAAAAAUACAAAAUAAGAUGAGAAAUAGCAUAGAGAAGCUCACAGUUAUCAACAAUAUUAUCUGAAUCAACAAAUAAACGCAAAAAUAAGAGAAAAAAAAUAAUUUUUUUCCGAAGCUUCUCUACGCAGAAAUUCAUGGCGCACACAGUCUCGUAGCCAAUCCUCUUCACUUCACUGUUUGCUCUCACGAUGGAGGCUCGUGCGCGACGUCGUUUAGCUCUGCUUUCCUCCCACGUGAACCCACUCAUAGAGACAUCAGGCACGGCCUCGUUUAGCUCGCUGAUAGCCUCCGCUUGCAACGGAGGGAAUGAGAUGAAAAAAGGAGAAGAUGAUUGUGUAUUUUGCAGGAUUGUUCACGGCCAGGAUUGGGAUUUCUUCAUCUGGAAUUUCCCGUUUAAGUGGAAAAAUAUUUACACUUUUUCUAGGCACUCUCUUAUUAUUCCAAAGAGUCAUUAUCCCUCGUUGGAUGCAACUCCUCCAUCGAUUAUCGGGGCCAUGUGUUCGAAAGUGCCUUUGAUUAGCAACGCUGUCAUGAAAGUUACCGGUUGCGAUUCAUUCAACUUGCUGGUCAACAACGGUGCAGCUGCUGGCCAAGUUAUAUAUCAUACCCACAUCCACAUAAUACCUCGUAAAGCAAACGACUGCUUGUGGACUUCUGAGUCCAUACGGAGGUGCCCGAUGGACCAAGAAGUCUCACAGCUUGCAGACCGCAUUCGUGAAAGCUUGAUGUUCGUGAGCAGGUAUGAAGAUAGCAAAGGUCAAGGAUCGAGUCUUGUUGUGAAUUAGGUGCUCGUCGUCUCUCUGUACAAUAUGUGCGUUGUUUUGCUUUGAGCUCUAUGCCAUCGCGAGACAGACGAGGUGUGGAUAUCGUGAAACGAACUGCAUCAAUGGUUGUAUUCUUAUAUAGUGUCAUUUGUUGCUAUGGCUGAUCACAGAACUCUCCUCCAUGUUUUGUACCAUAAAAAACACUGUGCUCUACUUCAGUCGUUUUGAUUUCUUUUGCAAUUUCUUUAAAAAAUACAUUUUCAAAAACAAUUAAGGUAA
Messenger RNA from Salvia splendens (bonfire salvia), 1353 nucleotides. RefSeq names its product adenylylsulfatase HINT3. NCBI's taxonomy places the organism in Eukaryota, Viridiplantae, Streptophyta, Magnoliopsida, Lamiales, Lamiaceae. Gene Ontology annotation, molecular function: adenylylsulfatase activity. Gene Ontology annotation, biological process: purine ribonucleotide metabolic process; sulfur compound metabolic process. The record is from RefSeq and is a predicted model, not a curated record. The transcript is spliced from 6 exons. Bases 499 to 1095 code for a protein of 198 amino acids.